AUGUCCCCAAUAUCUCCCCAUCCAACCCCAUUCCGCCACUUCCCUACCCGCAUCUCCGCUUCCCUCCCUUCCCUGCCUUCCCUGCCUUCCCUCCGUUUCAUCUCUUCCCUGGGGUCCUUCCCUUCCAUCCCGUCUCUCCCUUCCCUCCCGUCCCUCCCGUCCCUCCCCUCCCUCCCGUCCCUCCCGCCCCUCCCUUCUGUCCCUGCCCUCCCUUCUCUCCCUGCGCUCCCUGCCCUCCCUUCCCUUCCUUCUCUCCCUUCUUUCCCUUCCCUCCCUUCUCUCCCUUCCCCUCCCUUCUCUCCCUUUCCGCCCUUCUCUCCCUUCCCUCCCUUCGCUCCAUUCCCGCCCUUCUCUCCCUUCCCGCCCUUCAGUCCCUUCCGUCCCCUCCCUCCCUUGCCUCCCUUGCCUCCCUUCCCUCCCUGCCCUCACCUACCUCCCUUUCCGGGCCUUUCUCUCCCUUCCCUCCUUUCCCUCCCUUCCCUCCCUUAUCUCCCUUCCCUCCUUUAUCUCCCUUCCCUCCCUUCUCUCCCUUCCCUCUCCUCGCUCUCUUCCCUACCCUUGCAGCCUUCCCUCCCUUCCGUCUCUUACCUCCCCGCGAUUUCCCUUCUCUCCCGUCCCGCCGUUCUCUCCCUUCCCUCCCUUCUCUCCCUUCUCUCCCUUCCCUCCCUUCUCUCCCUUCCCUCCCUUCUCUCCCUUCCCUCCCGUCUCUCCCUUCCCUCCCUUCUCUCCCUUCCCUCCCUUCUCUCCCUUCCCUCUUUUCUCUCCCUUCCUUCCAUUCAUUCCCUUCCCUCCCUUCUCUCCCUUCCCUCCCUUCUAUCCCUUCCCUCCCUUCUCUCAUAUCUCUCCCUGCAUCUCCCUUUCCUCCCUUCCCUCCCUUCCCUCCCUUCCCUCCCUUCCCUCCCUUUCCUCCCUUCCCUCCCUUCCCUCCCCUCCCUCCCUUCCCUCCCUUCCCUCCCUUCCCUCCCUUUCCUCCCUUUCCUCCCUUCCCUCCCUUCCCUCCCUUCCCUCCCUUCCCUCCCUUCCCUCCCUUUCCUCCCUUCCCUCCCUUCCCUCCCCUCCCUCCCUUCCCUCCCUUCCCUCCCUUUUCUCCCUUCCCUCCCUUCCCUCCCUUUUCUCCCUUCCCUCCCUUCCCUCCCUUCCAUCUCUUCCCUCCCUUAUCAACCUUCCCAGCCUUUUCUCUCUUUCCUCCCUUCCUCCCUUCCCUCCUUCCCUCCUUCCCUCCCUUCCCUCCUUCCCUCCUUCCCUCCCUUCCCUCCCUUCCCUCUCUUCCCUCCCUGCGAGCUCUUUCCUCCCUUCUUUCCCCCCCCCCACCUUCUCCUCAAUCCCUCAGCACCGCCCCCAUCGGCGCCAAACAUUUUGGGCCGCCCCUUGUGCGUCUCCUCCCUUUUGUCCUCUCUUUCUGCCCUUCAGGCCCACCCUUUCAUCCUCACCCCUCCACUUCGCCUCCCCAUCUCCUCAAGCCCUCUAACCUUCUUGUCAUCCCGCCUCCCCAUCUCCGAUAUCUCCCCAUCCCUUCUCGAGGUCCCGGGUCCCCAUGACAGCUGCCGCCUCCCAAUCUCCCCUUCAUCCUGGCCUUACCUUCCAUCCCUCCCAUCCCUCCCUUAUCUCUCUUCCCUGCCUUCCCUCCCUUCCCUCCCUUCCCUCCCAUCCCUCCCUUCCCUCCCUUAUCUCUCUUCCCUACCAUCCCUCCCUCCAUCCCUUCCCUUUUUUUGCAUACCUUCCCUUUCAUGCCUCCCAUCACCUCUCCCUGCCGUCCCAUCUCCCCGUCAUGCCUCCCACCAUCUCCAUUCUCGAACAGCCCCAUCUCAUGUCAUCACUUCACCUCUUCUCCCAUCGUUGCCACCCCUCCGUCCCUUUUUCAACUCUUCUCCCAUCGUCACACUCGCUACGUCCGCCCUCACACUCUUCCUGCCAUUCUCACCCAGUCCUCACCACCAUCCCUCCCUUCCUGCUUCCUAUAACCAACCCCCUCGUCCCGCCUUCUCCUUCCUCCAUCCCUCCAAUUCCCUUCCCUUUCUUUGGCCUGCCCCUUACCUUCCUUCCCUCCCCUUCCUUCCCUUCCCUUCCUUCCCUCCCCUCGUGCCCUCUAGUUCCCGUGCAUGUGCUGCCAUCACUUUUGCCCCAUAA
Messenger RNA from Closterium sp. Naga37s-1, 2127 nucleotides. Lineage: Eukaryota; Viridiplantae; Streptophyta; Zygnematophyceae; Desmidiales; Closteriaceae. The record is from the annotation of a GenBank genome assembly.